AUGAUUGGAGAAGUACUUUCAUUCGGAGAAGUUGCCUUUUUGACCUUCCAAGCGGUCGUGGAGGUGAUCAUCGUCUGUUUGCUGGGAUUCUGGGCUGCGAAGGUUGGCUUGUUGAACAAGACUGCACAGAAGCAGAUCAGUGCGCUCAAUGUCGACUUGUUCACGCCUGCGAUGAUCUUCAGCAAGUUGGCUCCUUCUCUGAGCCUGAAGAAGCUGUUUGAGAUCUUCAUCAUCCCGGUUUUCUACGCGGUUUCCACGGGUAUCUCGUACCUCGUUUCGAGGGCCGUGUCCGCCUACUUGAACUUGGACGAGUACGAGUCGAACUUCGUCACCGCGAUGAGCGUGUUUGGUAACUCGAACUCGCUCCCUGUCUCGCUCACCCUUGCCUUGUCGUAUACGUUGCCCAAUUUGGAAUGGGACAACGUGGAGAAUGAUACGCCAGAACAGGUUGCCUCCCGUGGAAUUCUAUAUCUAUUGAUCUUCCAGCAGAUUGGACAGGUUUUGAGAUGGUCCUGGGGCUAUAACACAUUGUUGAAGAGAAUACCCACGCAGCCUAUUAAUUACACGGAGGAGAAUCAGAUUGGCGACGCCCACGUGACUGACGGGUACAACAACAAGGGCAGCACUGUUACCUUGGGCGACGAAGUUGCUGAUGCUUCAGAAUCUUCAUCGAUAAAGCGUCCAGGCUCUGCUGUCUCUGCAACUACUCCUUUGCUUGCUUCUAGUCCCGCAGGAUCGACAGAUGCUCUCCAAUUCUCCGCUACACCAUCAUCAGAGAUUGCUAGCGGAGAUGCCUAUGCAGGGAACAUCUUCACCAAAAUUUACAACAGAUUUAUGGGCGCAAUGAAUCCACCAUUGUGGGCAAUGCUUGCGUCUGUAAUCGUUGCUGUGAUUCAUCCACUCCAGCAUUUGUUCUUCAAAGACAACGGUUUUGUCCAGAAUACAGUCUCAAAGGCAAUUAGCGAACUGGGUGCGGUCUGUAUCCCGUUGAUCUUGGUUGUCCUUGGUUCCAACUUGUACCCAAGUGACGACAUCUUACCGGCAACUCCACACUAUACCCGUAUCGUUGUUGGUUCCUUGGUGUCAAGAAUGGUGAUCCCUCCUUUGAUCCUUCUUCCGUUGAUUGCUGUCUGCGUCAAGAUAUUCCCGGUCUCUAUCCUCGAUGAUCCUAUUUUCCUCGUUGUCGCUUUCAUCUUGACCAUCUCUCCGCCUGCUAUCCAACUAUCCCAGAUAUGUCAGUUGAAUGAACUCUUUGAGAUGGAGAUGGCUGGAGUGUUGUUCUGGGGUUAUGCAAUCUUGACACUACCUGCAACUAUUGGUAUCGUUGCUGCUGCUCUCUCGGUUCUUCAAUGGGCAAGUCCACCACCAGUGGCCAGUGGUUAA
This is a messenger RNA of Williopsis jadinii, 1383 nucleotides long. RefSeq lists its product as uncharacterized. NCBI's taxonomy places the organism in Eukaryota, Fungi, Ascomycota, Saccharomycetes, Phaffomycetales, Wickerhamomycetaceae. Gene Ontology annotation, biological process: transmembrane transport. Gene Ontology annotation, cellular component: membrane; endoplasmic reticulum. The coding region runs from base 1 to 1383 and encodes 460 amino acids. The record is from RefSeq and is a predicted model, not a curated record. The transcript has a single exon.